UCAGUGCACGUUUCAGCUGUAUUGCAUUCAGUGGUGCGGGCCGUGCGGGCCGCCUAAAUAGGGCCAUUGACAUAAUUUUUACAAAAAUAGAAGAAAUUGUUUGAAUGUUUUUUUUGGAAUAAAUAAGGAGUAAAAAGAAAAAGAAGACAAUCGUAAUGAAAACACAGAAGUGGGAGGAGUUAAAUGUGCGACUGAGUGAUUCUGUAUUGGAAACACUCGAGCAGUUGGGAUUUUUCAAUAUGAUUAAGGUAGCUUGUAUACCUUUAUUAUUAAAUGGUAAAGAUGUUGCGGCAGAAGCAGUUACAGGCAGUGGCAAGACACUCGCUUUUCUUAUUCCUCUAUUGGAGAUGUUACAAAAACGAAAUGAAAAAUGGAAGAUUAUGGAAGUGGGAGCGAUAAUAGUCAGCCCUACAAGAGAAUUGGCUAUACAAAUUAGUGAAAUUCUAGAAGAGUUCUUAAAAAGAAUUCCAUCGUUAAAGCAAGUAUUACUGGUUGGUGGUGUGACGCUUCAGAAAGAUGCAGAAAAGUUAAAGAAAGGAGCAAAUAUUAUUGUUGCCACACCUGGUAGAUUGAAAGAUAUCCUGUCUAAUUACAUCAAUUUGGGCCUAUAUAUAAAAUCUUUGGAAUUUCUUGUAUUAGAUGAGGCAGAUAGAUUAUUAGACUUGGGAUUCUCGGCGACUUUAGAUAUUAUUUUAAGCUAUUUGCCACGUCUUCGAAGAACAGGAUUAUUUUCUGCAACACAGACGAAAGAGCUGCAGCAAUUGAUCAGAGCGGGACUAAGAAAUCCAGCAUUAAUUGUUGUGAAAGAAAAGUCUAAUGUUUCCACGCCUGUAAAUUUAAAAAAUAGUUUUACAAUUGUUCAACCUGAAUAUAAGUUGCCAGUAAUGAUAGAUUUUAUACGUUCAGUAGGAUUUAAAACAAAGUAUAUGAUAUUUUUACCUACCUGUGCGUGUGUGGAUUAUUUCAGUCGAGUUAUACAGACAUUAUUACCAUCGAUAAACGUACUUGCCUUACACGGUAAAAUGAAAAGUAAGAGAUAUAAAGUGUUCGAUAAAUUUCGAUAUGCUGAAAAUGGCAUUUUAAUAUGCACAGAUGUAAUGGCUCGUGGCAUCGAUAUAUCGGAAAUAGACUGGGUGUUACAAUACGAUCCUCCCAGUACAGCCAGCAGUUUCGUACACAGAUGUGGUAGAACUGCGAGAAUCGGUAAUGAAGGAAACGCAUUGCUAUUUCUUCUAGAAACAGAGAGUGCAUAUGUAGAUUUCAUUAAAAGAAACCAAAAAGUCGAGCUGCGUCAGAUGGAAAGAGAAUUAAACGAGGAGACUGUUGAUGAAUGCUUACAGUGCAUGAGGCGGAUGCAACAAAGGGAUCGAUUUAUGUUUGAUAAAGCCAAUCGUGCCUUUGUUUCAUACGUGCAGGCAUAUAAUAAACACGAAUGUAAUUUAAUUCUUCAGUUAAAAGAUGUGGAUUUGGGAAAAUUGGCGAUGGGUUUCGGUCUUUUGAGAAUGCCAAAAAUGCCGGAGCUCAAAGGGAAGAAUUUAUCGUCUUUCGUUGGUCCUGAAAUUGAUGUAAACACGAUACCUUAUGUACACAAACAACGUGAAUUGCGCAGAAUUAAAAGAUUAAACGAGUAUUGGAGCACUGGUGUUUGGACAAAUAAUCAGAAAAGAUGUAAACAAAAACGAGCGGAAUCCUGGUCUGAAACCAAAAAGAGAAAACUCGAGAGACGAGAGAAACGAAGUAAACGGAAGGAAAGGAAGGAAUUGAAACAACAACAAUUUUUAACAAUUUCUAAUAAAAAGAAGAGAAAACGAAUAAACGAGGAGGAUGUUGAACAAUUAGCGAAAGAUAUAGCAUUAAUAAAAAAAUUUAAGAAAAAGAAGAUAUCGCAAGAGGAAUUUGACGUGGCUUUUCAAGUAUGAAAAUGUUAACAUAUAACUGUACAAGACACACGUUUAAGAGAUAUAUUUUUUACUCUCUUGAUAUAAUUUAAUG
Trachymyrmex cornetzi is the source of this 1992-nucleotide messenger RNA. Its product is annotated as probable ATP-dependent RNA helicase DDX55 homolog. The transcript has 7 exons. Gene Ontology annotation, molecular function: nucleic acid binding; ATP binding. NCBI's taxonomy places the organism in Eukaryota, Metazoa, Arthropoda, Insecta, Hymenoptera, Formicidae. The record is from RefSeq and is a predicted model, not a curated record. Bases 156 to 1919 code for a protein of 587 amino acids.